GCCAUUUCGCUUGUGGCGCACCCCUCCAGUAACUCCCGGAGAAGAAAAACCAAAUUUUUCGUGCGCAGAAGAAGAAGAAGAAGAAGAGCGCAUGCGCGCAGAGAGCUUCAAAUCCAAGCUGCCGCGAAUUCGAUUCGCUGCUGGGUUCGAAUCCUCAAAGCUGCACCGGAGCACCGAUCUUCAGCUGAUCCGAUUCCCGAGGUCCGUCCGUCGGAGGCGUCGAUUCCGCAUUCAUGGAAGCUCCAUUGCUCGAUCGCUGAGGCGCGGCCCGCCCGCCGGCUGAUCGGUGCGAGCCCCGCCGAUAAUGGCUUCCUGGCUCAAAGCAGCUGAAGAUUUGUUUGAAGUUGUUGAUCGAAGGGCAAAGCUCGUCGUGAAUGAAUUGGCAGAAGAGCAGAAGAAUUCACCAGCUUCUAAUGGGCAAGGAUCUCAAGCCAAGAGGACAAAGCAACGGACGAAGGCUGUUAAGCGUCCUUCUACAACUGAAUCUCCCAGAGAAAUUGAUACUGCAGAGGAGCAUAGUACUAUCCGAAGUCCACAGAUAGAUGCCAAACCUGACGGAGACACCUCCUCUGGUUUAGUUGAAAAUGAGGGCAUCCAUUUGCAUAGGUCACUUACUUCAACAGAUGAUGAACAUUUUAAUGACCUCAACAAAGAUAUACCUGUUGAAGGCAAUGCAACGCCUCCAGAGAAGCAGGCAAAUGACAUGAUCAACCAUGAUCUUCGUAAUGAUGAAGUUCCAGCAGCUGAACCAAUUGUUGAGACUCCUGUGUCAAGUCUAAGCGGUGACGUCGUCAAUAAAAAUGCACCAGAUGCUCGUGAGGAACGAUCUGCCUCACCCCCGCUUACUAAAGUAGUUGAGGUUGCUGAUGAAGAUUUUUCGGUUGAUAAACGGAAAAAUAUUGAAGUGGAAGCUAUAAAUGCUCCUACAAAAAUUGAACAGGAAAGAUCUCAAUCUGCAAUUAAUGAAGUUCCCAGUAGCAAUGGAGGCGAAAUGAAAACUGCUGAUGAAAUUGUUGUAUCUUCACCCAAGAGAGAGAAGGACACAGAGCACAAAGAGCAAGCUUCAAUGAAAUUACAGGAGCAGCUUGAUGAGGCUCAAGGUCUUCUCAAAGCGGCAACUUCCAGUGGUCAGUCUAAAGAGGCCAGGUUAGCUAGGGUUUGUGCUGGACUUCAAUCCCGUCUUCAGGAAUACAAAUCGGAAAACCAACAGCUCGAGGAACUUCUUACUUCGGAGAGAGAGCUCAGUAAAUCAUAUGAGGUUCACAUAAAGCAGCUCCAGCAAGAUUUAUCUGCAGCUAAGAAUGAAGCCACAAGAGUAGAGUCAAGUAUGGCCGAAGCCCUUACGGCAAAAAAUUCUGAAAUUGAAGCACUUCUCAAGUCAGUAGAUUCCCUGAAGACACAACUUGCUUUAUCUGAAGGAAAUCUGGCUUCACUGCAGGUGAAUAUGGACUCUAUCAUGAGAAAUCGAGAAUUGACUGAGACGAGGAUGAUGCAAGCCCUUCGUGAGGAGCUGGCUUCUGCAGAAAGGAGGGCAGAAGAAGAGCGUGCAGCACAUAAUGCUAGCAAAAGGGCUGCCAUGGAAAGGGAAGUAGAAUUAGAACACAGAGCUGUUGAAUCAUCCACAGCACUUUCAAGAAUCCAGCGGACCAUAGAUGAGAGAACUGCAAGGAUAGCCGAACUUGAGCAGCAAAAGGCACUUCUGGAGGUUGAAAAUUCGUCCUUAAAUCAAGAAUUGCACGAUAUGGAAGCCCGUAUUCGACGUGAACAAAAGAAGUCUCCAGAAGAGACAAAUAAACUGAUUCAGAUGCAGGCGUGGCAGGAAGAAGUUGCAUCUGCUCGUCAAGGCCAGAGAGAUGCAGAGAACAAGGUUUCCACUAUGGAGGCUGAAUUGCAAAAGAUGAAGGUUGAAAUGGCUGCCAUGAAGAGGGAUGCUGAGCACUAUUCUCGUCAGGAGCAUAUGGAGCUUGAGAAGCGGUAUCGUGAGCUCACUGAUCUAUUGUAUUACAAGCAAACACAACUAGAAGCCAUGGCUAGUGAAAAGGCUGCAGCAGAAUUUCAAUUGGAAAAGGAACUGAAGCGUACUCAAGAAGCACAGGCAGAAGCAGAAAGAAAUAGGGUCUCGCGCAGAGCUUCAUCGUCAUGGGAAGAGGACUCUGAAAUGAAAGCACUGGAGCCUCUUCCCUUGUAUCACCGUCAUAUGGUUGGGGCAAGCAUACAAUUGCAAAAGGCAGCUAAAUUGUUAGAUUCCGGCGCUGCUAGGGCAACUAGAUUUCUUUGGAGAUAUCCAACAGCUCGGUUGCUCCUACUUUUUUACCUGGUAUUUGUACAUCUCUUCUUGAUGUAUCUUCUGCAUCACCUUCAGGAACAAGUGGACAAAUUUUCUGCCAGUGAAGUCGCAGAGUCUAUGGGACUUGCCACUCCCACAUUACCGUGAUUGUCUGGACUUGUCAGCGCAAAAGCUCAUGUAGGAAAGGUCCUUAAGCUCGAUCUGUCUGCUUUACCCUAUACAUACUCAGAGUGGCUUGAAAGAAGGCAUAUAUAUAUAAGAAAUAGUCCACCUAGACUCCAGACAACAAGUCAGGUGAUCAAGAAGCCCUAUUGGAGGAAGCCCUUCACACUCUAACGUAAUCAUUGGUCCAGCAUUCUUUGAAGUCAUAGUCAUAUUCCUUGAAAUGCAAAUAUCGUUUUUUCGGUUGCUCCAGAAAUAUGAAGCAUUUACAUUGUUCUGAACUGAACAGGGCCAGGUCCCUAAUUCCAGUCAUCAAGUUUUUUUUUUGCUAACCCCUUAUUUUACUUUGAACUUAUUAACGGGUCAUGAUUCAUCUUUGUUUAAUCUGCUCUAUGUGACUUGACAGUGAUAUAAUGUGUACAUAUAAGGCAGUUCAAAGAUUUUCUUGAGGAUGUAGAUGAACUUGCUUGUUGAAUGGGAUGCAAACCUCAAAUUGCUAA
Messenger RNA from Syzygium oleosum, 2949 nucleotides. Its product is annotated as golgin candidate 1. The transcript is spliced from 21 exons. The record is from RefSeq and is a predicted model, not a curated record. Lineage: Eukaryota; Viridiplantae; Streptophyta; Magnoliopsida; Myrtales; Myrtaceae. Gene Ontology annotation, cellular component: Golgi cisterna; Golgi membrane. Gene Ontology annotation, biological process: Golgi organization; retrograde transport, vesicle recycling within Golgi. Bases 305 to 2434 code for a protein of 709 amino acids.